This is a messenger RNA of Benincasa hispida (wax gourd), 1205 nucleotides long. RefSeq names its product CEN-like protein 1. Gene Ontology annotation, biological process: flower development; vegetative to reproductive phase transition of meristem. The record is from RefSeq and is a predicted model, not a curated record. Lineage: Eukaryota; Viridiplantae; Streptophyta; Magnoliopsida; Cucurbitales; Cucurbitaceae.
UCCAACAAUAAUAAUAUUAUUGUGUACAUACAUAUAUUAUUUGACUCUAUUUUUUAAGAAAAAAAUGUCAAGGGGUACAAUAGAGCCAUUAAUUGUGGGUAGAGUUGUGGGAGAUGUGGUUGAUAUUUUCACUCCACAUGUGAAAAUGAAUGUUAUUUACAGUUCUUCCAAACAAGUCGCCAAUGGCCACGAGCUUCUCCCUUCUUUUAUUUCUUCUAAACCUCGCGUUGAGGUCGGCGGUGAUGACAUGAGAUCAGCUUUCACUUUGAUUAUGAUCGACCCAGAUGCUCCAAGUCCAAGUGAUCCUUAUCUUAAAGAAUAUCUUCACUGGAUGGUUACAGACAUUCCUGGUACUACUGAUGCUUCUUUCGGGAAGGAGAUGAUGAGUUACGAGAGUCCGAAGCCGCAGAUUGGAAUUCAUCGUUACGUGUUCGUGUUGUUCAAGCAGCGAGGGCGACAGACGGUGAGAUUAUCGUCAUUGUCAAGAGCCCAUUUCAACACAAGAAACUUCUCUGAGGCCAAUGGAUUGGGCCUUCCCGUCGCUGCUGUUUACUUCAAUGCCCAGAGAGAAACUGCCGCAAGAAGAAAAUGAAUUAAGAGCAAGAGGAGAAGGGUUUCUUUUUUUUUUUUUUUUGUCUUUUUUUUUUCCUCCAUUUAUCUCUCCAUCAUCUUUUCUGGUCCUUAAGGUUUUUUUAUUACAAAUAAAGCCUCCUUCACUUCUUGGCACCUUUUCUUUUUACCACCCUAACCCCUUCUUUAUAAAAGCUAUAUUUUCUUCAUCUCUAUUAAAAUAUAUUCAUAAGAGAGAUUAUCAAUUCUACCCAACUUAACCCUAACUCAACUUAGAGUGUGUUUGAAUACAUUUUCAAACAUUUAAUUUUAAAAAUAAGUCAUUUUGAAAAAAAAAAAAAAUGGAAUCUUUGACAACCAUUCAAAAUAGUUUUUGAAGUGUAUUUUCAAUCAUUUUUGUCAAAAGCGUUUAAAUAAAAAUGAAUUUUUUGAACAACUCUUUUUUCUCAAGUCAAUCCAAACGGGUCCUUAGCUUUUGACAAAAUGGGUAUAACUCGACUGACAUAUAGAUCUAUUAAUAACAAAAAGCUUUGUGGUGUGAAUCUCUCCUCUCCUAUUGUGCUAAAAACUCAAUGCAACAUUUAAUUAUCUCUUGUGAAUUGUUAAACUAAAUAGAUUUAAAUACUAUUUUGGCC